GAACUCGCGAUACGCAGAGGAUUUUGAGAAGUGAAAGGAAGUCAAAGCUGUGGCUGCCUAAAUGUUUUCAUAAGAAACCUUCACCUUCUUGAUGCUCAAGUAGAAGAGUUUGGCUUCAAUUUCCUUGAAGCUCGAAGUCCCAAACGCUAUAGGCGUUUUUUAAAUUUAUUUAUUACAAUAUGAUGGUGUUGCGUUUAUCAGUUCAUGGAAUGCCAACUUGUUCUAACUUUUCUCAAUCAUGAAUCAAACUAAACGCACUAAGGGUCGUGGAUCCGGUGGAUUCAACAGGGGUCGAAACAGGGGACAAAAUUUUACACAGUCGCAGAAUGACGAUCUUAAACAGUCCAUGGUUGAUAUUUAUCAAAAUCCAUAUCUAGUCCACUCCAUCGUAUCAUUAUUGGGCUGUUCAGUAGAGGUAACUGUCCCUAAUGGAACGGUUUAUGAGGGUGUUCUCAAGACUGUGUCCCAUACGUUGGAUGUGACCCUUGAAAUGGCACAUAUAGUUCAAAAGAGAAUUGGCCAACAAAAAAUAGAGGAGUAUACACCAGUACCUUCAAAAGAUUGCACAAUAGAAACCCUUGUGAUUGGUUUAAAACAUAUUGUGUGUAUUGCUGCAAAGGAUGUUGACCUGGAGGAGAUCAAGAAAGAAAAUUUCACAGAUACGGCUAUCAGCAGUAGGCUGAAUGGACAAGCUGGCCAUGAACGACAACUACAGAAAUGGGAAGAUCCAUCUGGAGAGCAUGAAGAGAUUGCUGGUGUGCUUGAAGAUUCAUCCAUGAAAAAUGGUCUUGAUCCUGAUGAAAUGUUUGCUACUAAUAAAGAGAAAUAUGGUGUCACAUCAUCGUAUGAUCAUAAAAUGUUAUCUUACACUACCCCUGUAGAAGGUUCAAAGGAACUUGAAGACAGAGCUGAAAUUUUAGCAAGAGAAAUUGAGAAGGAAAACUCACAUUCAGACCGUAGUGAAGUAGACAGUGGUAAGACAGAAGAGGAGCUCUUUUCAGCAGUAGUCAGAGCUUCAGGGAAGUCUAAAGUACAAGGAGCUAGCAGUAGAGAUGAAAAUAAACGGGAUGCAGUUCCUGCGAAGGAUCUCCCUGCAGUCAGCCCACCCAAACCACAGAGGGUCCCAAAAGAAAGAGACAGCAGACUAUCUGACAACACCCCUAAACCUACAGCAGUUGUUGAACAGGUCAAAUUGCCAGCAAGAGAUACUAACACUAUAUCAGCUGAACGUGAACCAAAAACAGAAAGUUCCUCUGUCAAACCUGUACCAAAGACACAGGUAUCAGCAGCAGAGAGUAGCAACACUAAUGUAGAUGCCAAACAGCCCAAGGGAAAAACACCUGGAAGUUCGAGUUGAAUGCAAAUGCACAAGAAUUCAAGCCUCGGCAACAAUUACCGAGGACACCUCCAGCCUCUCAGCAGCAGCAUGUUCCUGUACCAUCACCAACACAACAUCUUUAUCAUCCUGGUGGUCCAGGCCCACAUAUGCGCCAACAACCUCAAAUGAAGCCCCAUUUACCCUUUAACCAUACUGCUCAGAGAUACUUCCCUGGCCGUGACCCUAACGAUCCACAUGGAGGGAUGUCUGCAGCUGCUGCCACAGGAAACCCAAUCAUUACACAAGGAUAUCCUCAUUAUAUUACWGUUCCGCAAAGUCAUCAGUUCCAUGGGGGAAUGCUACAUAUGUCUAAUCCACAGGGCCCAUUCAUGCUCCAUGCUGGACCACAGGGAGCCCAACCACAUUACUUGGUUCCUCAUUCUGGUGGCAAUACACCAGUCCAAGUGAGUGUGGCUCAAACUUAUCAAGACAAUACUCCUGUACCUGUUUAUGGUGGUGGUGCCAUUCCAAUGACCCCAUCUUCGCCCUACCAGGGGUCACCACAGCCAAGCCCAACCACCCAGGGCCAAUUUCUACAAUGUUUUCCACCACAAGUUAUGCAGCAACAGCAAGGAAACCAGCCUCCAAUACCCCAUACAAUAAUGCCCUCGCCAAACCAUAUGGUAAUGGUGCAGCAGCAAGGGGGACCGCAGACUGUAACAAUGGCUGGCAUUCCGGUAUCAGGAUCCCCAGGCAGUCCCAUGAUACAACAGUACAUACCAGGACCAGUUCAUGGAUACCCUGCAUCUAGGAAACAACCGCAGCUCCAGUCCGGUCAUUAUAGAUAGCAAAUGCAGAAUUGUCAUUGAAUAAAGGACCCACCAGCCUCACUCAUAUCCACCGUCAGCAACAUAAACACCACAAACAACAGUUAAGAGGUCUGCCCAUCUGUUGAUUUUUCCUCAUCUUCCAUUGUUUCCUCCCUCCCCUCCCCAACCUGAAUUUGCUGCUACCAGAAGUGUGCAUACUUCUGUUGCUGCCUCGUCCAAAGGAGCUUACUACCAACUGCAAGAUGAAUUUGGCCUUCACUUUUAAUGUUAUGAGGAGAAAAUAAUGAUAAAGCUAAUAAAAUGUGCUUGUUCUUUUA
Actinia tenebrosa (Australian red waratah sea anemone) is the source of this 2465-nucleotide messenger RNA. RefSeq lists its product as uncharacterized. NCBI's taxonomy places the organism in Eukaryota, Metazoa, Cnidaria, Anthozoa, Actiniaria, Actiniidae. Gene Ontology annotation, molecular function: mRNA binding. The record is from RefSeq and is a predicted model, not a curated record. Gene Ontology annotation, biological process: cytoplasmic stress granule assembly. Gene Ontology annotation, cellular component: cytoplasmic stress granule.